UUCUCGUAUUCUACCAAUACUAAAUAGCUGGAAUUUUCUACAUAAACACCUUUCUUUUCUGCCACACUCUUAUAUAAAAUUUGUACGAUUGGAUGUUCAAUUGGAAUCAUGUUUAUCCGCUCCUACUUUUAUAAUUAAAUAUCUUUCUCUCUCUCAAUUAUUCACACCCUAAAUACAACCCUUCUCCCAAAAAUCAAUCAAAGCUUUCUCAGAGCAACACCACCACCAUGGGGAGAGCACCUUGCUGUGACAAAGCAAACGUGAAGAAGGGUCCUUGGUCGCCGGAAGAAGAUGCCAAACUCAAAUCCUACAUCGAACAGCACGGAACCGGAGGCAACUGGAUCGCUUUGCCUCAGAAGAUUGGCCUCAAACGAUGUGGCAAGAGUUGCCGCCUCAGGUGGCUAAACUACCUCCGCCCUAACAUCAAGCACGGUGGCUUCUCUGAGGAAGAAGAUAACAUCAUUUGCAGCCUCUACGUUAGCAUUGGAAGCAGGUGGUCGGUGAUUGCAGCACAAUUGCCAGGAAGAACUGAUAACGACAUAAAGAACUACUGGAACACGAGGCUGAAGAAGAAGCUUUUAGGGAAGCACCGCAAGGAACUGCAGGCACGUAACAAAGGAAACGGCGUCGUUAAGCAGGAGAACAAUUCCUCACUCUUGCUCCAGGAAAACAGUGUUCAACAACAGCCUUGCUGGCCACAGAUUCCGGCGCCGCCACUUUCAUCGUACACGAGUCAAACUCCAAGUUUCAACGACCAAGACUCUAUUAGGAAACUUCUAAUCAAGCUUGGAGGGAGAUUCUCCGAUGAUUAUGAACCCAUAGGGUUGAAUAAUGUUCAGUUUCCACAGGGUUCUUUCUCAUCAACACAACAAAUUCAAGAGGAGCAGGUCCAUGUUAGCUCUUCUGGGUGCAUGAACUCUAUUGGCAAUGGCAACAGCCAAGUACAAUUUGGUCAGAGUAAUAAUGAGUACUGUUCUGAGUUGGUGCAAGGAGAAGUGAGUUUCAGUUCCGUAGGUAUUGGGGAAAUGGUUUCUACUAAUGAUUAUUCUCAAAGGUUAUUAGGAGGGUUGGAGUUCUUGUAUGGAGAGGAAAUGAUUAACGAUAAGAUAAUGGGUGGUGGUUGUGCAUCUUCAUGUUGUGGCCAAACUACUAAUUGGGGUGAGACGAGUUCUGUGAUGUAUCCUCCUCUUGUUGCUUCAAGUUUCGAGGGAGUGAUGCCACGACAAAGUGCUUUUCAAGAGUUGAGCUACCCAUAGCAUCAUAUUUGUGUACAUCAUUUGUUAUCUCUAUUGAUGGAAGUUGGAAUUAUAUGUAUCAAUUGAAGUUAGAAAAAGGGAAGCUAGUGUUUAAUUUCCCACAUAGAUAAUAAAAUCCGCUAGAUUGAUAUUUAACUAGCAUGUGUCUGCUAUCUCAGACUUUCUCAUGUGCUGAUCAAUCAGUGGCAGUGCAGUUUAUUAUCUGAUUUGUUUGUAUUA
Messenger RNA from Vigna unguiculata (cowpea), 1475 nucleotides. Its product is annotated as transcription factor RAX3-like. The record is from RefSeq and is a predicted model, not a curated record. NCBI's taxonomy places the organism in Eukaryota, Viridiplantae, Streptophyta, Magnoliopsida, Fabales, Fabaceae.